Messenger RNA from Chrysoperla carnea, 3246 nucleotides. RefSeq names its product AP-3 complex subunit delta (gene garnet). Gene Ontology annotation, cellular component: endosome membrane; terminal bouton; membrane coat. The transcript is spliced from 14 exons. NCBI's taxonomy places the organism in Eukaryota, Metazoa, Arthropoda, Insecta, Neuroptera, Chrysopidae. The record is from RefSeq and is a predicted model, not a curated record. Gene Ontology annotation, biological process: synaptic vesicle membrane organization; protein targeting to vacuole; Golgi to vacuole transport. Bases 97 to 3240 code for a protein of 1047 amino acids.
UCAACCUAGUUUUAACUUUUAAGUUUUUAAAUAAUUAAAAAUGUUUAUUUACUACUUGUUUAUUUAAAAUCCAGUGUUUAAGAUAUUUUUAACAAAAUGGCCCUUAAAAAAGUAAAAGGUAAUUUCGAACGAAUGUUUGAUAAAAAUUUAGCAGAUUUAGUUCGGGGAAUACGAAAUAAUAAAGAGAAUGAGGCAAAGUUUAUUGCUCAAUGCAUCGAAGAAAUUAAAAUUGAAUUACGGCAAGAAAAUAUUGCUGUUAAAAGUAAUGCAGUUGCGAAAUUAACAUAUCUAGAAAUGUUGGGCUAUGAUAUAUCAUGGGCUGGUUUCAAUAUCAUUGAAGUGAUGAGCUCGAAUAAAUUUACCUUCAAACGUAUUGGCUAUUUGGCAGCAAGUCAAGCAUUUCAUUCUGAUAAUGAGUUAUUAAUGUUAACUACAAAUAUGAUUCGUAAAGAUUUGAAUUCUCAGAAUCAAUAUGAUGCUGGAUUAGCAUUGAAUGGUUUAAGUUGUUUUAUUAGUACUGAUUUAGCAAGAGAUCUAGCAAAUGAUAUUAUGACAUUACUAACUUCAACAAAACCAUAUGUGCGUAAAAAAGCUGUAUUAAUGAUGUACAAAGUAUUUUUAAAAUAUCCAGAAGCAUUACGUCCAGCAUUUCCACGUUUGAAAGAAAAAUUAGAGGAUCCGGAUCCAGGUGUUCAAUCGGCAGCGGUGAAUGUUGUGUGCGAAUUAGCUAGAAAAAAUCCAAAAAAUUAUUUAAGUUUAGCGCCAGUGUUUUUUAAAUUAAUGACAACAUCAACAAAUAAUUGGAUGCUUAUUAAAAUUAUUAAAUUAUUUGGUGCCUUAACGCCGCUAGAACCUAGGCUUGGUAAAAAAUUAAUAGAACCCUUAACAAAUUUAAUUCACAGUACUUCAGCGAUGAGUUUAUUAUAUGAGUGUAUAAACACAGUGAUAGCUGUAUUAAUAAGUAUUUCAACAGGAAUGCCAAAUCAUUCUGCUAGUAUUCAAUUGUGCGUACAGAAAUUGCGUAUACUUAUUGAAGAUUCUGAUCAAAAUUUAAAAUAUUUAGGAUUAUUAGCAAUGUCAAAAAUAUUAAAAACGCAUCCAAAAAGUGUACAAGCACAUAAAGAUCUGAUAAUGCAAUGUUUAGAUGAUAAAGAUGAGAGUAUACGUUUACGUGCAUUAGAUUUAUUAUAUGGUAUGGUUAGUAAAAAGAAUUUGAUGGAAAUUAUUAAAAAAUUGAUGCUACAUAUGGAUAAAGCUGAGGGUACAACAUAUAGGGAUGAAUUAUUACGUAAAAUUAUUCAAAUAUGUUCACAAAAUAGUUAUCAAUUUAUUACAAACUUUGAAUGGUAUAUAACUGUGUUGGUGGAAUUAACACAAAUGGAAUUUGGAUCAAAACAUGGUAACGCAAUUGCAAGCCAAUUAUUGGAUGUCACAAUUCGUGUACAAGCAAUUAGAAAAUUUGCUGUAAAUGAAAUGUCACAAUUAUUAGAAAUAAUAUCAAUAAACAAUCAAACAAUCUACAACAAUAUAACAUCAACAACAACAACAACAUCAUCAACAAUAAACAAUAACAACUCAACAAUUAUCGAAGUGUUAUAUGCAGCUGUAUGGAUAUGUGGUGAAUUUGCAUCCGAAUUAAAUACACCAGAAUUAACAUUACAAACAAUGUUAAAAUAUAAAUGUUUACCAGGACAUAUACAAGCAAUAUUUGUACAUAAUAUAUUAAAAUUAACAAUAUAUUUAAUUAAUAAAUAUCAUUUAGAAAUUGUUGAACAAAAAACUAUUAAUCAAUUAUCAUCUUAUGAUCGAAUAUUUGAAUUAAUUAACAUGGUUAUUGAUCAUUUAUUUAAUGAUUAUCGUAUUAAUAGUGAUUUAGAAGUACAAGAACGUGCUGAAUCAUCAUUACAAUUGUUAAAAAUUAUUUUAAAACAUUAUCAAACUUAUGUAAAUAAAAUUAUACCAAUGUCUGAUAAUAAUAAUACAACACAAAAUAAUGUUGAUAUAUUAACAUCAAAUACCGAUGAAGAAUUUAUGACUGAAAAUACUCCGAAGGAUGAAUUCAAACAAGAGAAUGAUAUUGUGGAUGAACAAGCUUUAAAAGAACAUCAAUCAUUUUUAAAUGAAAUUUUACAAUUAUUUGAUGGUGAAUUAAUGCCAGUGGCUGCUAAAGCUCAACGUAAAGUACCUAUACCAGAUGGCCUGGAUUUGGAUACAUGGAUAAAUGAUCCACCAUCAGAAUCAGAUAGCGAUGACAAUAGUACAGAUGAUGGUAUAGCAACAGAUGGCAUAUUUAUAAAAAACAAAGUUGAAAAUAAAUUUUAUCAAAAUGAACGUAAUCAACAACCGGAACCAACACCAGAAGAAAUUGAAAAAGUUCGCGAAGCUAGAAAAAUAGAACAAAUGUUAAAUCCAAAUUAUUUGAAAGGAUCAUCUAAAUCAUCCAAACAGUAUCAAAACUUCGAUAGCUUUAAUAAUGUACCACCAGUGGCUGAAAUUGACUUAAGUGUACCAUUACAAAUCACAGCAACAAAGAAAUCAGACAAAUAUUUACAAUUAGAUAAAUUAAACAAAUCAAAAUCGAAAUCAAAAUCAAAGAAGAAGGAAUCGAAACGUAAACAUAAAAAGCAUCGACAUAAAAAUAGUGAAGAUGGCGGUGAAUUAAUGAAAUCAACAUUAAGUAGUUCUGAUGAGAAUGAUGAUGAAAACAAUAGUGAUGAUAAUGAUAAUUAUGCAAAUUCAAAUUCAAUAAAUCCACACUUAGUAAAUACAACAAUUGAAAUGCCUGAAGGUGCAACACUGAGUGACACUGAUGAUAUUCAAGACGUUGAUGUCAAUGAUCCGCAUAGGGCACUUGAUAUUGAUUUAGACAUUCCAUUAAGGGAUGAUGAAGUAUUACCAUCCUUACAACAUCAUCGUGUUCGAGAUAAAUCAUCAAAAGAACAUAGCAAAUCAAAAUCAAAUAAAUUGCGUCACAAUACAAUCACAACGACUGAUGAGCAUAAUGUUAAGCAUGAACAGAAAAUCACGCUACGAAAAAAGAGUAGCAAAAAAAGUAGUAAAAGUAAGGAUAAUGAUUUGAUGGAAGUUGAAAGACCUUCAAAGAAAUCCUCAAAAACUAAAAAGAGUAGUAAAUCAACCGAUAAAAAUAUUGAAUCAAGUCGAAAGAAGAAAAUAAAAAAAGUUGAAUAUGAAGAAGCAAUUGGAAUAUCAACACCCAGUAAAGAAUUUCAAGAAUUAUAAAAUCAA